AUGGAAGUGGUUCGUUUUGCCCCUGAGACUUUCUCCAGCAGUGUGACCAGAAAAAACCUGCUUCCACUCAGCCAGCUGGUGGAGGACACCAGAAAGAGUGGCAAUGUUCCCCAUCACCUUCUUGAAACUAGGGUGUUUGCCAAGUUGAAAAGUAACAGUGUAGUGCAAGCCGAGCCAUCAGAACUGCACUUCAGCGGCUUUGAAGUAGGAAAGGAUUAUAGGAAGAUCUUGAAAAUUGUCAACGUCUCCUCUGAAGUGCUCAGUGUCCACAUUCUACCACCUCAGACAAAGAAUUUCCAAAUUAAAUACACAAAGAAGUGUCGACUUGUUCCGGGUCUCGCUUACACUGUUACAGUACACUUCCGUCCAGACGAGUGGCGUUACUUUUUUGACAACAUCAGGAUUCAUGGCAAGGGAGAAGAGAACUUACUUGUUCCUCUUCAUGCAUAUCCUGUUAUCAAUGAUCUUCAUAUCCCAUCUCACAUCAGUCUACCCCCAGUGCCACUUGGACAGAGUGCCAGUCAUGUGAUUCCACUGAGCUGCAGUUGUCCAAUAGACUUUGAGUUCCAAGUGCACUGCCUGCAACCCAAUAAGGCCUUUAAUGUAAGACCCCUAUCAGGCAUCAUUCCAGCGAAUGGACAGACAACGUUAAAAGUGACAUUUACACCUCUGCGGUACGGUACAGCUGAUAUCACAUUGCAGCUGGUUAUCUCUCAGUUCAACUCUAAACCUGUAAUCUGGACAGUAACUGGUUCCUCUUCUCCAUAUCUGCUCAGUAAACCUGAUGGAUAUGAUGGAGGAAAUGUUUUUCCUGAAGAGCGAAAGACAUCUCAUAAAUUUAAUAUGGCCCCAUCCUCAGAGAAGGCCAGUAAGAAGAAAAGUAAACCUGAUCCACAGCUGCAGGUUUCCACCAUAGAUGUCACCACUCGUGCAGGACUAGUUAAAAUGCUGCUCCAGCCACAAGACAAAAUGAGAUACAAGGAGCUCAGAGAAGCCCUGUCUUAUACCAAGCCUGCAGACCAGACAAGAGAGAUGAAAGAGGCUGCAUUUUUAAAGAAAGUGCAACAAAAGGAGGAGAGAGCCAAUCAUAUCCGCUGGCAGGUUGAUCUGGGUGAUGACCCAUGUUCAACGGAACAGAAGCUUCAAAUUUUGAAGGAGCAAGAUGAAGCAGUUGCUGCAUAUAAACUAAAAUACAAUGGUGAAUCAGAGGCCUUUUCAAGAUCUUCACCUGAACAUUUCUCACAGCGAGUUUUGCGAAAUGCAGGACAGCUCCCAGAAUGCACAGCUGUGUUCAGCAGCUAUGGUACUGGGCAGCUGGAGGUCAGACAGAGAGUGCUGAGACGCUUUCAGCAGGCUGCUCGUAAGGUUGUUCUUCAAUGUCGUAUGAACAAGAGGCUCAUGUCACUGAGAGAGCUUAUUCGCAAAACCAAGAGUCUCCAGGGAAACAAAGAAUCAGAUGGGGAAAAGGCGCCACACCUUUUGAAACUGACGCCAGAAAAUCUUCUGCCUGUCAGCUUCACUACAUUUAUACCUGAAGACCAGCCUGAUGAACUUGCUGUGAAUGCACUAGGUCAAGUUCCUGUGAGAAUACCUAAAGUGGAUUUGAAACCCAACACUCCGCUAUUCAAUUUAAAGGUCCCCCAGCAUUACAAACUAAUGGGCUAUCAGCCAGUGUCUGUCUAUGAUGCAGCAGCAGCAUUUAUUCCUUCUCUCCUGUGUAGGACAUUACGCACUGGAGCACAGGAUGAGUUGUUGCCUGUCGUGACAUGUCCAUCUGUUGAGCUCAGUGAGGAUGAGGAGGAUAAGAUGCCAGAGGAUGAUGGGGGAUCAAAUCAGGAUUUAAGUCCCAGUCUUAGUUUCAGUGCGCCUGAAGCACUGCUCAAACCACCUAAUGCUCAUCCUCUCCGAAUCUUUAAUCCUGCACCACAUGUCUAUGCCUUCAAACCAGCCCCACUUUACCUGGAGUGCGACUUGGACUUCCAUUUUUGUCCACUGCCACGAUACACUGUCCCUAAGGGCAAAGUUGUGGGCGUGUAUGCCCCUGCAACCCAGAGGAACUUUCUAGAUAGAAAGGAGAUAAUCAAAGGGAUUAUGACAUGGAAGAAGUUUCCCUCAAUGGCCUUGAACACUUUAUCUAAUAUGUCAACAUUAACAAGCGAUUGUGCCCCUCGUAUGUCGGACCCCUUUGGUAACACCUUGCUGCCUGCGGAGGCCCCUUCAGCUCUAUGGGGUCUGCCUGACAGCAUCAGAGAUUACAUUCAAGCUGGAGUAGCGGAGAAUUCAGAACUCAUUCUUACUCCAGAGAUGGUUGAAGCAGAGUUUGGCCUGUCUGAAAGAUCUUCAGCCACAUCUAUUAAAGAAGAUGGAGAUGAAGACAAUGGAUCUGUGAGUCCCGGAACUCCAAUAGCAACAGUCAUCUCUACAGAAACAAACACCAGAGACACAUGUGAGCAGCUACAUGAGUCAAGCCAGGGCAACAGAUUGGGACCAAAAGUGCUGGAUAUAUUGAAACAAUUAAAAUCUUUGAGGAGAACCAACAGUUCCUAAUUAUGUGACAAUAAAUAGCUAAUUUUGUUUGUGCAUUAAUGCUUAAGUAAUUGCUUCGUAACUCAAUGUAUAUUAAUAUUCUAUUGACAAGUUCAUAAUAGAACAAUGAAAUGGACUAUAAAAUACAGUGCCAGCUUGGGCAAACAUGCAGACUCUGGUAAAAUACAAUGUAAAGCCACCAGAUGGCAUUAAAUGUCUGAUAUAUGAAACUGUACUGCAGGAAAUGUAUAGUAGAUUUGACACAUCCUAACUGUCACUUACAUUCUGAACUAUUCCUUUAACAAUAUGUAAUUUUUUGUUGUCAGCUGUUUUCUAUAAAAUCAACACUCUGUA
Myxocyprinus asiaticus (Chinese sucker) is the source of this 2880-nucleotide messenger RNA. RefSeq names its product cilia and flagella associated protein 221 (gene cfap221). Bases 1 to 2547 code for a protein of 848 amino acids. NCBI's taxonomy places the organism in Eukaryota, Metazoa, Chordata, Actinopteri, Cypriniformes, Catostomidae. The transcript is spliced from 24 exons. The record is from RefSeq and is a predicted model, not a curated record. Gene Ontology annotation, biological process: cilium movement; cilium assembly. Gene Ontology annotation, cellular component: cilium.